UGUGUUGACCCAAAUCUUAGAAAUUGAUGUCAAACUCUUUUUUAACUUGACGUGAAAUAAAACAAAUCUAUUACAAAUUAAAGAAAUAAAAAAUGUCUGCAGCAAAAAUCAAGGUCCUAAGCAAAUCCCAGGAGUUUAAUAUAAUGCGUUCCGAGUACGACCGCAGAGUAAACCAAUUGGAAAAAGAUGUUUUCGAGUGCUGUCGAGUCUUGAAUAAAAUCCGGAAAGCUGAAGAGUUAAAUAAUAACUGUUUUUCAGCAAAAAACGGAUCUAAAGAAGAUAAGUUUGUAUCCUGGGAGUUCGAUUUGCGAAACUUCCCAGUGGAGAACAUUGCGAUCAAGCUCAAGGAUAAGCUCGUGUAUCUUUGGGCCUAUAAAAGGAACUUAGACUUCAAACAAGAAAUAUUGUUGCCCCAAAAUGUGGAUAAGUCCAAAUUAACGGCUACUUUGACAACUCGCGGAAUUUUAACCAUAUCUGUUUCAAUAAUUACCGCUAUGAGAUGA
Drosophila biarmipes is the source of this 503-nucleotide messenger RNA. RefSeq lists its product as uncharacterized. NCBI's taxonomy places the organism in Eukaryota, Metazoa, Arthropoda, Insecta, Diptera, Drosophilidae. The transcript has a single exon. Bases 93 to 503 code for a protein of 136 amino acids. The record is from RefSeq and is a predicted model, not a curated record.